Molecule: messenger RNA, 2529 nt
Organism: Dendroctonus ponderosae (mountain pine beetle)
Lineage: Eukaryota; Metazoa; Arthropoda; Insecta; Coleoptera; Curculionidae
Gene: Osbp
Product: oxysterol-binding protein 1
Cellular component (GO): intracellular membrane-bounded organelle; membrane; cytosol
Molecular function (GO): sterol binding
Source: RefSeq, a predicted model, not a curated record
AAAUGUGUAAGUCAAGCCCAUAGACUACAUACUAUUCAAAGGCGUUCAAUUCGUCAAGCCUAUGAAUGUAAUUGUUCUUGACGUUGACGGAUGACAAAAUAUUCCGACAGGUGAAAAUUAGUGUGUAAAUGGGUAGCCCAGAAAAAUCCAAUACGUCCCAUUUAUUUGGCUAUUUAAGGUAGAAAUUCGGGUUGAUUUUGUUCGGAAAUGGGUGACGGUGUUACUGCUAAAUCGGGCGGUUCGCAGCUGGAGCCCACCAUGAAAGGUUGGCUUUUUAAGUGGACUAAUUAUCUCAAGGGAUACCAAAGACGUUGGUUCGUUCUUCAAAAUGGCCAUUUGUCCUAUUAUAGAAGAAAUAUGGAAUCGGAAGAAGAUGACGUUGAAGCCGAAGAGUCCGGAAUAUCAGAAGAACCUGAUGUAGUAAGAAAAUUGGAGAACUCAUUAAAAGAACUACAGAUUUGUGGCGAAUUACUAGGAAAGCAUUGGAAAAAUCUAGCCAAACCCUUAAGUGAAAUAGAGUCUACUUCAGAUCCUGAUGUUCUAAACAACAAAGUCAAAGAAGUCUGCGAAAGAGCGACUUUAUUUAGGAUUUCUAGCAAUGCCAUGAUAAAUUCAUGUGCCGACUACCUCAAAACAGCUCACACUCAUGGUCAUAAACUGGUUAAGAUGCUUCAGCAUGAACGAGAACAAAGACAGAGGCUUCAGGAAAUGGUGGAAACUCUUGCGGAGCAACACUCCAAGUUAGAACGAGCAGCUAAUGCGCAUGCCCAUAGAGCUGUAAGUGGAAGUGAAGCCGAAGAGGAAGACGAAAACGAUUUUUUCGAUGCUGUUUCGGAUGGAGGCCAAAAUUCCAGCGUAAAUGAUCAUUUUACGCUCGACAUCAGAACAAGGACAGGGGUGCGAAGAAAUAGCUCCGAUAGUUCUAGUGAAACUGAAGAAACUCAAGAGACCCAGCAGCCACAACCCUAUUCAGCAGUAGCUGCAAAUCAGCACUUCCUGCCAGCAGAACCGUAUGGGCCGCCUAACGUAAGUUAUUUAUUACUUCUCCAAUGUUUAAAUUAUAUUUUUGCAGCCGGUAGGCGUCAAAGAAGAAUGAGAAUACCAGAUAAGCCCAACUAUCCUCUAAACUUGUGGUCCAUCAUGAAGAAUUGUAUUGGUAAAGAUUUGUCCAAAAUACCUAUGCCUGUCAAUUUUAAUGAACCACUGAGUAUGUUACAACGUUUAACAGAAGAUUAUGAAUAUGCUGACAUAUUGGAUAAGGCCGCCAAAUGUACUGAUCCGUGUGAACAAUUAGCAUAUGUCGCGGCAUAUACAAUUUCAUCGUAUGCAACCACUUCGAACAGAACGGGCAAGCCAUUCAAUCCUCUCUUAGGAGAAACUUAUGAAUGCGAUCGGACAGAUGAUUUAGGGUGGCGAUGCUUUAGUGAACAAGUCUCUCAUCAUCCCCCAAUAGUCGCCCAAUAUUGUGAGGGCGCGGAAUGGCAUUGUUGGCAAGAAUUUACGAUGACAUCCAAGUUCAGAGGAAAAUAUUUACAAAUUAUUCCACUAGGAAGUGCCCAAGCAGAAUUUUUAAAAAGCGGGAACAAGUACUCUUGGAGAAAAGUAACAACUACUGUCCAUAACAUUAUUGUAGGAAAAUUAUGGGUAGAUCAACAUGGUGAUAUGGAGAUAACCGGUAAAGGGUCUGCUGUCGGUAUCAAUUGUCAAUUAAAAUACAUCCCCUAUUCGUACUUCACCAGGGAUUCGCAACGGAGAGUUAAAGGCGUUGUUAUGGAUAAUGGCAACGUAAAGUGGGUAAUCAAUGGAACAUGGGACGAUCAGGUCGAAAUUGCUCCUGUGACCGGCAACACCGGUACUCCAUCGAAUCCCAUCUAUCAAACUGGAAAUCCGAUAUUAGCUUGGAAACGUAGGGACGCACCUAAAGAUUCUGAAAAAUUCUAUAACUUUACUUUGCUAGCUGCCCAACUAAAUGAGCCAGAAGAUGGAGUUCCACCUACUGAUUCUAGAUUGCGGCCAGAUCAGAGGCUAAUGGAAGAAGGGCGUUGGGAUGACGCAAACAAGGAGAAAAUUCGAAUUGAAGAAAAGCAAAGAACUGUUAGACGACAACGUGAAGCUGAAGCUGAGAAAGCUGCAUCUGAGGGUAGGCCUUUUACUCCUUACAAACCUUUAUGGUUCGAGCAGAAAACGCAAGAGGGCAGUGACAUCAUUACACAUAUAUACAAGCAAACAUAUUGGACUUCUAAAGAAGAAAAGCGAUGGGCAGAUUGCCCAGAUAUAUUCUAAUUAUAACGUUUAUUACAUAUAUACAUAUUGUAAAGGGUAAUUUUAGAAGACAGAAGACACGCAAUAGUAAUCUAUGUGUGUUGUAUUGGUAAGACUACAAGUUUUUUAGACAAGUUCUAUAGCAGUGGGAGUUUUGGUUUUACGUAUUUUUCCUUAAUUUCGGUGUGCUAAUAAUGUUAUUGCAAUGAAAAUACAUAUUAAUAAAGAAAUGUCUUAUAUGUAAAUAAAAAAAAUUUUUGUUGAAAA